AUGGGUUCUAAUUACAAAAUUGCCAUCACUUUCUCUCUAGUGUUAACCUUCCUUGUACUGUUACCCAUACUCACAGUGGGAGAGCUUGUACAAGAACAACCUCUAGUUCUCAAAUACCAUAACGGCCAACUCCUUAAAGGACGCAUCACCGUUAAUCUCAUUUGGUACGGUACAUUCACCCCCAUCCAACGAUCAAUAAUCGUUGAUUUCAUUAACUCAGUUAGCACCACCGGUGCUCCUCUACCUUCAGCUGCAGCGUGGUGGAAGACCACCGAGAAAUACAAGGUUGGAUCGUCUACGCUAAUCGUAGGGAAACAGUUCCUGCACCCUUCUUACACCCUCGGUAAGAAUCUAAAGGGAAAAGAUCUUCUCGCUUUAGCUACAAAAUUUAACGAACUCUCUUCCAUAACCGUUGUGCUUACCGCGAAAGAUGUUAACGUUGACGGUUUCUGUAUGAGUCGUUGUGGGACCCACGGUUCCGUCCAACGUGGCAACGGUGGUGCGAGAACUCCUUACAUAUGGGUUGGAAACGCUGAGACACUGUGUCCUGGACAAUGCGCGUGGCCUUUCCACCAGCCUAUUUACGGACCACAGACGUCACCGCUAGUGGCGCCUAACGGUGACGUAGGUGUUGACGGAAUGAUCAUCAACUUAGCCACGCUUUUGGCUGGUACUGUCACGAAUCCCUUUAACAACGGGUACUUCCAGGGACCGGCGACGGCGCCGCUUGAAGCUGUUACGGCUUGUACGGGGGUUUUCGGUAGUGGGGCCUACCCGGGUUAUGCUGGACGUGUUCUUGUUGAUCAAACUACUGGUUCGAGCUACAAUGCACACGGUGCUAACGGGAGAAGGUACCUUCUUCCCGCGAUGUGGGACCCGCAGACGUCGGCAUGCAGGACUCUUGUCUGA
Molecule: messenger RNA, 909 nt
Organism: Lathyrus sativus (Indian pea)
Lineage: Eukaryota; Viridiplantae; Streptophyta; Magnoliopsida; Fabales; Fabaceae
Source: the annotation of a GenBank genome assembly